Messenger RNA from Paramecium pentaurelia, 352 nucleotides. Lineage: Eukaryota; Ciliophora; Oligohymenophorea; Peniculida; Parameciidae. The record is from the annotation of a GenBank genome assembly.
AUGUUUGAAGAACCAAUUAUGGAAUCUAUGCUUGAUCAUAAUUAACAUCUAACUCUAGAUCAAAAGUUGCAAACAAUGAACUUUCCUCUUAAAACUCUUUCAGAAGUCAAAGAGAAAUACAAAUACUAAAUUGAUUAUUCAACAUUAUAAGAGAGAAAAUUUAAUCUUAGAAAAACUCGAUAGCCUAUCAUUAUAUUUUCUUCAGCUGAGAUUGAAAUACCUCUCCCAAGAACUGAAGUAAGGGUUAAAUCAGUGAUAUCUCCAGAAAUUAAUUAAAGUCUCUUAUUUGUUUCUGUAUAGCCUAAUAAUACAAAAAGUAGAAGCUUAGGUUUCAGAAAAAAGCGCUAAUGAA